CUCCCAAGAAGUGACUCGGUUGUGAGAGGCUACAAGGAAUGUCGGAUUGAGCCUGAGGAACUGAUUAAAAACUUCAAAGGAACUAUUUGUAGAUGCCACAAUAAUGACCAAUAAGGCACGGGUUUUAUAUGACUUUACAGCUGAACCUGGAAACAAUGAACUGACAGUGAAGGAUGGUGAGACUAUCACAGUUACAAACAAGAGCAUUGGAGGAGGGUGGGUAGAGGCAAAAAAUGCCCAAGGACAAAUAGGACUGGUGCCUGAAGACUAUGUAGAGAUUAUUUCCUCUAGUGGACAUGCUAUAGACCUCUCUGCCUUUGCUGGACUGGCACCUGCAAUGCAAAACAAUGGCUCUAACCAGGUGGAGGUAUUGGGCUCUGUAGCUCAGUCGGAUACUUCCGAAAGCCCAGCCCCUGCUGCACCAGCCGCAGAUCAGGGAAUCAAUAACAAUGACCCCUGGUCCAGCUGGAAUGCAGGUUCUACUGGAAACUUAACUGAGAACUGGGGAAUGAAACCAGAAAACACAGAAGCACAGCAACCCCAGAACAAAAGCAACUUGGAUCCAGCAGGAUUUGGACACCCACAGGCUUAUCAGGGCCCAGAUAUAUAUCCAUAUCCGUAUCUAACAGAUUGUUCAGGCACUGCUGAUGACGAUGAGUGGGAUGAUGAGUGGGAUGAUCUCAAGUCUUCAGGGGGAUACCCUGAGUCAGAGUCUGGAGAGGGAGGGGGUAUAAAUCGGAGCGGGUCCACAAUGAAAAUGGCGCUCAACAAGUUUCCUGGAUUUUCCAAACCUGGACCAGAACUGUAUCUUUUAUCAAAGCAGCCAGCAAAAACUAAAGAAAAGAUAACUAUCUAUGUUGGCGAAAUUGGUCCAGUGUGGUCAUAUCCUGAAACUCAGUUGGACUGUGUUGUAGCAGAUCCCAAAAAGGGCUCUAAAAUGUAUGGCUUAAAGAGCUACAUUGAAUAUCAGGUGACUCCAAAUACCACCAAUCGACCUGUCAAUCACCGAUACAAGCACUUUGAUUGGUUGUAUGAACGGCUCCUGGACAAGUUUGGAUCGGCCAUUCCAAUCCCUUCAUUGCCAGAUAAACAGGUCACAGGACGUUUUGAGGAGGAGUUCAUUAAGAUGCGAAUGGAAAGGCUCCAGGGGUGGAUGACCAGGAUGUGUCGACAUCCUGUUAUUUCCAACAGUGAGGUCUUACAGCUGUUCCUCAGUUUCCGGGAUGAGAAGGAUUGGAAAAUGGGGAAGAGAAAAGCAGAAAAGGAUGAAAUGGUUGGGGUGAUGGUCUUUUCUACAAUUGAACCGGAAGCGCCUGACAUGGACCUAAUUGAAGUAGAGCAGAAGUGUGAAUCGUUCAGUAGAUUUACAAAAUCCAUGGAUGACGGAGUUAAAGAUCUGCUCAAUGUGGGGCAAGAGCACUGGAAGAGGUGUACUGGACCUUUGCCAAAAGAAUAUCAGAAGAUUGGAAAAGCACUACAGAAUCUCUCAGCAGUUUUCAGCAGCAGUGGCUAUGAAGGUGAAGCCACUCUCACAGAUGCCUUAACAGAAGCAGGUAAAACAUAUGAAGAAAUUGCCACAUUGGUGGCAGAACAGCCAAGGAGAGACCUACAUUUUCUGAUGGAAACCAAUAAUGAAUACAAAGGACUUUUGGGCUGCUUCCCUGAUACGAUCGGAGUUCACAAGGCAGCAAUAGAAAAGGUGAAGGAAGGUGAUAAACUGGUUGCAACAAGUAAAAUAACACAGCAGGACAAGGUGACCAUGGCCAAGCGUGUGAGCACUAUGUCAUAUGCAUUGCAAGCCGAAAUGAACCACUUCCACAGUAAUCGCAUUUAUGACUAUAACAGAGUGAUGCAGCUCUACCUGGAACAGCAAGUCAAGUUUUAUGAAACAAUUGCUGAAAAGCUGAGGCAGGCCCUCGGCAGGUUCACCACCAUGUAGAGAAGACCACCGAACAGAAGAAAUCCUUUCUUUGAAUAAGUGCACAGUGAAUCCUAUCAGCUGUAAUGUACUUUGUCUUGAUCAUUGCCACAUUUUAUAAGAGUAAAACCCAAAGAAGUUAUUGAGUUAUUUGCUUAGGUGUUGCAUGCAUAUGGGUUUGUAUUCAAUGGGAGAAGCCUAUAUACUAUAAUGUUGAUACUAUAAAGUCUCCAGUGAUUUUUGUCAACAGACACAUUGUAAAUCAGCUUAAUUAUACACAAUGUAUAUACAUGCUAAUUUUGUUUUUCAAGCCUAUACUAUUAUUUUAACAUGGGAAAACAAGCCAACUAUUUAACAUUUUAAAGUAAAGGGAGGCCUGGACCAGCAUAAAGUAUAUGAUAUGCCUUUUCAUAAAAUUAUCUUGGAUUGAUUUUUUUUUUUUUUAAUUUUUUUUUUUUUUUAUUGUUUCUGUAGUUUAUUCCAGUAUAUGUGUAGUAUUCACAUCUUAUUGCCACAAUUACAACACUCAACCACCAUGAGAUACUUAAUUUGCACUAUGUAAAAACACUAGAGAUUAAUAAAAAAAAAUUUUUUUAAUAAAAUGGAAGUGAUGGCUGCAUAAUAAUCAUGUGGUUUUUUUUUUUUUUUGUUUUUUUUUUUGUUUGUUUUUUAGGCACUGUUUUGUUGUCACAGUUGGUUUUGUUUUCCAAAUAGAGUAAUUGAAAAGGUGUCUUCCAAAACCAGCCAUCUUCAUGACAAAUUAAUAUGCCUAUAAGUCCUUCAUUUUUUACCUGCUCAAUUCAUUAAAUGCCAGAGGGACAGCAAAUGAUUUGCAGUUUGCUAUUCAUACUUGUGGUUUGCUUUCAGCAAGCAAUACCUGCACUGGAUAUUUUUAGAGCAUUUUAGAGCACCAUGGAAUCCACCUCUUAUUUUUAGGAGUAAUCCCUGUAUAACCACAUAUACUGUCGGUGGUUGAUGCAAGCCAAAGUGAUUCCCCAGUGCUCUACAAUGUCAUAAAAAUCCAGCUGUGACAUCCUGGCAGGGUACAUGUGUGCUGGGAAAUGAGGUAUUUAAUAUUAACCCUUUAUGACCGAUGGUUGCCCAUCAUUUGGUGCUCCUACUUGUCAAGUUUCAUUGUAAUGACCAUAUACUUUGUCAAUGACUUUUUAAACUAAUUUAUAUGAAAAUAGAUUGUGCAAGUCUAAAAGCAUGGCUUGCAAAUAGAUUUCUUUAAUCUAGUGGGUACCAGAUAUUUGCUAAAACUAGUUUUUUCUUUCAACACUGUACCUUUGAAAUCUAUAUAAUGAAUGGAUGUGCAUGGCAGAGAAAAUGUAUGAAAGCAUUUUGUUAGCUACUUAUUUUAAUCAUUAUUUGUAUUGUAUCACCUUCACCCAUAAAAUUCAAUCAUGAAUAUGUUUCUUUGGGGUCGGUUCAUUUUGCAAGGUACACAUUUGUACCCAAGUGAUACAGCGGAUAAAUAUGACUGAUGACAGUUGGGUAAAUUAGGUUUUACUGUCAAAAUUGAAUAGCAGCUUUGUGUCAGCAUCCAUUUAGUGGAUAUUUUAUAAUAUGAAGUAGGCCACACAAGAAGUAACAAGUGUAUUUAAAAAAAUAUCUAUAUCACUUCAAUUUCUGAACAAAAGUGAUCACUUAUUUGCAUUUGCUUAGUAUUGGGCGUUGUUCUUACAAAAAAAAAGACCCUAAAUGUGUACCAAAGAUUAAUCGACAACCAAAAUUUGUGAAAAGAUUUGUCUGAUUUAAUUUAAGAUGGCAUUCUCUUUAAUUUGUACAUCAGAAAUGUUAUUUGGUUAAAGUGCAAAAUAUUGCCAUGCAUUUUUUUCAAGCUCUUUACCUUGCCACAGGUGUGAAACCACAAGUUACUCAUUCAUAUAAAAAAAUAAAAGAAGCUGAUGCAA
Messenger RNA from Polyodon spathula (Mississippi paddlefish), 3834 nucleotides. Its product is annotated as sorting nexin-9-like. Bases 104 to 1939 code for a protein of 611 amino acids. Gene Ontology annotation, molecular function: phosphatidylinositol binding; protein binding. The record is from RefSeq and is a predicted model, not a curated record. Gene Ontology annotation, cellular component: plasma membrane; cytoplasmic vesicle. Gene Ontology annotation, biological process: mitotic cell cycle; endocytosis; endosomal transport. The transcript is spliced from 20 exons. NCBI's taxonomy places the organism in Eukaryota, Metazoa, Chordata, Actinopteri, Acipenseriformes, Polyodontidae.